Messenger RNA from Esox lucius (northern pike), 3903 nucleotides. It is a transcript of the gene smyd2a, whose product is annotated as SET and MYND domain containing 2a. Lineage: Eukaryota; Metazoa; Chordata; Actinopteri; Esociformes; Esocidae. The transcript has 12 exons. The record is from RefSeq and is a predicted model, not a curated record. Gene Ontology annotation, cellular component: nucleus. Gene Ontology annotation, molecular function: protein binding. The coding region runs from base 397 to 1740 and encodes 447 amino acids.
CUGCACUACAGCCACACAUCUGAACGCUUUUUCAGACAGCGGUAUUAGGACCGCUCGGAAUCCUACAGAUCUGUCUCUGUGUCGUAGAGCUGUGACAAGCUAACUAUAUGAUGCUAAGUUAGCUAGUUGUUGAUAGCGUUGCUCUUUGGAACUGGUCAUGAGAUAGGGGGCAGUUAGUGUGUUUGUUUGUGUGGCUAAUUCUUAUUUAGCCACCUCUCUUGCCAUUCACAAACACGCAACGCAGCGAGGCCCUUGGAAAUAACGAACAGCUAACUCGUCUGAACAUUUUAUUUUUGUAAGCGGACACCUGGCCAACGUUGUCCAACUCGCUGUCUUGCUAACGUCAGUUAUUUCGGGGUAGCCUUGCAAGCAGCUCGAAAAGUAGCAUAGGUGGCUAUGUCAAACGGACCACGAUAUUUAAAGAUGAAUGGCUUAUGUAUGAAUGAGGGGAUAGAGGGGACAGAAAGGUUUGCCAGCCCGGGAAAGGGCAGGGGACUCCGGGCUUUGAAGCACUUCGCUGUCGGAGACCUCGUGUUCGCCUGUCCUGCAUAUUCCUACGUGCUUACUGCAAAUGAAAGAGGAGCGCACUGUGAAUACUGCUUCACCAGGAAGGAAGGUCUGUCCAAAUGUGGCAAAUGCAAACAAGCAUACUACUGUGAAGUGGACUGCCAGAAGGGAGACUGGCCCAUGCACAAGCUGGAGUGUACCGCCAUGUGUUCAUAUGGAGAGAACUGGUGUCCCUCCGAGACUGUGCGACUGGUGGCCAGGAUUCUCAUGAAGCAGAAGGUCACAACGGAGAGGACCCAGUCAGAGAGGCUGUUACUGCUCAGCGAGUUUGAAGCCCACCUUGAUAAAUUGGACAAUGAGAAGAAUGAGAUGAACCAAACGGAUAUAGCAGCACUGCAUCACUUCUACUCCAGACACAUAGACUUCCCUGAUGACCAAACUCUCACUGUGCUCUUUGGACAGGUCAACUGUAAUGGUUUUACCAUAGAAGACGAGGAGUUAUCUCACCUUGGCUCCGCUGUCUUCCCUGACGUGGCGCUGAUGAACCACAGCUGCAGUCCGAAUGUCAUCGUCACCUACAAGGGCACCGUGGCGGAGGUCCGGGCCGUUCAGGACAUCCAGCCUGGUGACGAGAUCUUCAACAGUUAUAUUGACCUUCUCUACCCGACAGACGACAGGAAUGACAGACUAAGAGAGUCCUACUUCUUCACCUGUGUGUGUGAUGAAUGUACCACCAGGUCUAAGGACGGUGCUAAGAUGGAGCUUCGUAAGUUGAAAUCUCCCCCCGAGCCUGAGGAGGUCAGGAAAAUGGUUCGCUACGCCAGGAAUGUUAUUGAAGAGUUCCGUAGAGCCAAGCACUACAAGACCCCAAGUGAGCUGCUGGAGAUCUGCGAGUUGAGCCAGGAGAAGAUGGGCUCCAUAUUUGCAGACACUAACGUGUAUAUGCUGCACAUGAUGUACCAGGCCAUGGGGGUGUGUCUCUACAUGCAGGACUGGGAUGGAGCAGUGAGCUAUGGGGAGAAGAUCAUACAACCUUACAGUGUUCACUACCCAGCCUAUUCCCUGAACGUGGCCUCAAUGUACCUGAAACUCGGCAGACUGUACCUUGGACUGGAGAGGAAGAGACAGGGAGUCAAGGCCUUAAAGAAGGCGAUCGCCAUUAUGGAAGUGGCUCAUGGGAAGGAUCACCACUACGUCACAGAGGUUCAGCGAGAAGUGAAAGAGCUCAAGUAAGGAGAGAAGGAUGAAGCAGUGAUGAGACGAAAGAGGUGGAGGGGAAGGAGUUAGCUGGAGGAGUGAGGAUGAAGACGAACCCACAGGAUUUUCCCCAAAAACAAAACAGAAACAUGAAAACUGAAAAUGGCGAGCAUCUACUGGUCUCCAUGUCUCUCCCUCUCUGUCUUUUCCCCUGUCUCUUCCAUCACUCCUAUUGGGUGUGUUGAAAGUCAUCAAUUCAGGUUUUUAAUAUCUGACAGUCAGGCCCGGUUUACCGGUCAGUGAAUGCAGACGGUGUGGUUCAAAUAUUUCUGUUAAACAGUUGUUUUUGAUGAUUGGGCAGCUCUUAAGGUACCAGUGGUAUGGGACCAGGCACUGUGAGGUCUGGGAUCAUGAGGAAGGCAUGUUAUGUGUUGUUAUGAGAUGCAACGUUGCUUUAAAGGGCAAUGAUACUUGGUCUUUUGUUUUUUUUUGGGGGGGGGGGGGGGGUUCCUCUCAUAUACAAUGUAGCAAUUUGACGGGACGGUGCACAAAAUAAUUCUACAUUUGUUGUGAAAAAAUUUCCAAAACGCAUUAUAUUCUUUGCCUUGUUGGAAAUCUGUUUGUCCCUUUGCCUGUUUUUUAAAAAUCUGAAGUGUUGCAUGUGUUCUAUGGUUGGGGAAUGAUAUGCUGUUUCUGUCUGGCCUCAAAGGAAGCAGGCUUUGGCUGGAUUUCCAUUUCAAUCUCAAAUCCAAACCAAAUUCUAAAUCUUUGUUUUAUAAGCAUGGAUGAGAAUUGGAAUCAAAAUGUUAGUGUACUUUCUGAAUUGAUGGGAAUUUAAAUGGUAUUUAGGACUACCCUAAAGGGAAGUCAUUUGAACUCCAGUCUUGUGAAACCCUCACUGAUUCUCAUUCUCUGGACUGUGUCCAUUAAGUCCACUCCUGCAAAGCCAGCUGGUUCUCGUUCCGCUCCUGAUUAAAUAAAGAUCAACGGGCUAAGUGGAUCAGAAAGCAUUUUAAAGUAGGAGUGCUAAAUGUAGCAUCAGUUUUGCUUAUUUUGUCCUGGGGGGGGUUGAUCCGAGAUCAACACUACCUGCAAUUGUUUCCAUGGUGAGGAUGAGGAGGGUGGAUUAGGCACUCCUUCACCACCUAUGUGUGUGGCCCCUGGCCUCAAAACAUUCACCACACAUCAGCUAUCAGGAAGAAAGCGCUGAGAGAGAUCUUUUGUUUGGAGCCCAUGUCCAGGGGGAGGGGCUUAACAGUGCUAACACCACUCUAGUUGCUAGAAGCAACAUCGCAGACACGGCUAGGAGUUUCUCUCAUAACCUAAGGUCAGAGCCCUCCAGACACAGUUCUCAGCUUUGAUUUAUUUUAAUAUAGAGUUGCGGGCGAACAUGGUCUUAAUGUAAGGUGAAAGGUUAGUGGUAAUGGAUAUUGUAAAAAGGAAAAUACGUUAUGUUGUUUACAUUGAUUGUGAUGUUUUGAGAUACGUGUUUAGUUAAAAACAGGAGGAAGCGUGGAUUGGGGCAGAUUGGACUGAGUGUGUUGAACUUGACCACCUCUAAACUUUAGGAGCUAUCCCAGAGCUAGCACACCUGAAUCAACUUAUUACCUAAUUAACAAACCCUUACCUGUUGAGUCAGGUGAGCUAGCUCUGGGAUACAUCUAAUUGGUGGAAUGGCUGGGGGCCCCCAGGAGAGGGUUGGCUGGGGGCCCCCAGGAGAGGGUUGGGAACCACUGAUGUAGAUGACCAUGUCACUUAGUGAUGGAAAAGAGGGUACAGCUUUUUCAUUUGACCCCAGAAGAUGGUCUUUCAUCUGUUGAAUAGAAAAUCAGUGUUUUUGUAAGCACUUUUGUAUGUAGCUAAAAUCAUUUCUGGGUGGAAGAAACAUUAAGACAUUGUACUGUUUCUGCACAUAUAUUAUGGAGUUUGAUUUUGAAAUGCAAAACCUCUAUACUGUUCUUUUAACCAUUAGGGUUUUGAACACAUCACAGCUGACCUUGGAUCUGUGCUUAUUUUCUAUGGCAGCUUAAUCUCUCUUAGAUAUUUCCUGUGGUGAGUUUGAUCAUUACUGUUUUCAUGUUGUUUCAAUGUUAGUUUGGUUUUAGUGUCCCUGACAUCAGGGAUGGACACAACCAGUUGAAUGUUUUUCUGUGACAUUCAGGAGGACAACUUGUAAAAAAUAAAAGACUUGGAAUUCUA